AAAAAAAUAAUAAUAAUGCACGUACAGAUGUACAUGUAUAUGUGUAAUAAUAUCGCCUUUUUUCAAAUUAAGAGAGAUCCUGAACUAUUGGAGCUGCUGAGUUUGGUCUCCUUGUCUGAACUGGGAACACAUGGAGUUUCUGAUGUUGCUUCUCUGCAGUUUUCUCCCGAUGAUCAAUCUUGUUCAUGCCCAAUCAGCUCAAGGAUUCGUGAGCUUGGCUUGUGGAAUGACACCAGAAGACUUCACCCUCCUGGAUAAACAAACACAAUUAACGUACACUUCAGAUGCUCGUUUCAUCAAUACCGGAGAAAGCGGUAGGAUUCGUAAAGAGUACGAGUCCUCGGUCGUAAGACAGGCAUGGUACGUGCGGAGUUUUCCCGUCGGGACACGAAACUGUUACAGCCUUAAUGCCACCGAAGGCUCGAAAUAUCUGGUAAGAGCUUACUUUGUCUACGGAAACUACGAUGGCAAAAACAUGAAUCCGAUAUUCGAUCUGUAUAUCGGACCGAACAAGGUUUUUACGGUCGGAGCACAAAGCGAUAGCAUAUCCUUAGAGUUCAUUCAUGUCCCGACAUCAAACAGUUUGCAAAUAUGCCUUGUAAGACUUGGAACUACGGUACCUUUCAUAUCGACAUUAGAACUACGUCCUGUCAACAACCAUAUGAUUUAUAAUGUCGAGAAUCGAAACGAGUCUCUCGUGUUGAGCUACCGAAGCUUUGUAGACAACGGAGUUACCGAGUACAUACGUUUCAGGUUCCCUGAUGAUAUUCACGAUCGUUUUUGGCGGCCGACCUUUACGUUUGACUGGAAUCAUUUGACCACUGCCCGUGAAGUUAACACUUCUAGCAUGUAUGAACCACCAAAACCCGCGAUGCAGAUGGCAGCCGUGCCCGAGAAUUCGACUUCUCCUUUCACUCUACAGGUUCCUUCUAACGGUUUGGCUUCCAGAUUGCGUUUCUACCUCCAUUUUGCUGAGAUCGAAGAGCUAAAACCCAACGAGACUCGUGAAUUUGAUAUAAUGUUGAAUGGAAUCCAUUAUUAUGGACCCGUUAGGCCGAAACCAUUUUACGCCGAAACUGUAGAGGUAAUGACUUCAACUGAAGGAUGCAAUCAAGGCUCUUGCUUGCUGCAACUCGUGAGGACAUCUGCCUCUACUCAUCCGCCCAUUCUCAACGCUAUCGAGCUCUACUUUGUUUUAAAGUUCCUACAACCGGAAACAGAUCGGACCGACGUUGAAACUAUGAUAAGAAUAAAGGAAGAAUAUGGAUUGAACAUAACAAGUUGGGAAGGAGAUCCAUGCUCACCAACUGAACUCACAUGGGACGGUCUGAAUUGCACUUCGGACGACCCUUUAUCCAUCUCUUCCUUGAACUUAUCUUCAUGUGGCCUUACGGGUAUUAUCUCGCCAUGGAUUCAGAAUCUUACCCACUUGAUAUCAUUGGACUUGUCAAACAACAAUCUGACAGGUCGAGUACCCGAGUUUCUAGCUACAAUGAGAUCAUUAUCGGUCAUAAACUUAAGGAACAACAUUCUUAAUGGUCCAGUUCCUGAUUCCCUCCUCAACAGGGCAAACAAUGGAUCAUUACAACUAUACCUCGAAGAGAACCCAAAUCUUCAUUGUCCCUCAGACGCUUGCAAGAACCAAGAUACUCAUCAGAAUAAGGCCAAGUCAAACCACGCAUUUGUUCUACCGACGAUAUUGGGAUCGAUUGCUUCCUUCUUUGCAAUCAUAUCCGCUUUCUCAGUAUUUCUCCUUCUCCGUGAGAGAUCGAGGAGAGGGAAAGUAGGAACAAACAAAAAUUCACCUGGGGUCGGACGGAGAUUCAGUUAUUCAGAUAUUAUAAGGAUGACAAACCAUUUUGACAAAGUGCUCGGCAGAGGAGGCUUCGGUAUCGUGUAUCAUGGUUACCUAAACGAACACGAGCAAGUUGCCGUGAAAAUUCUUUCUGAACCAUCGACUCGAGGUCUCAAGCAAUUCAGGGCAGAGGUCGAGCUUCUUCUAAGAGUUCACCACAAGAAUCUUGUACACUUGAUCGGAUAUUGCGACGAAAUGGAUAACUCCGCUCUCAUCUACGAGUACAUGUCCAGAGGAGAUUUGAAAAAUCAGUUGUCGGGAAACACAUGUUCAGAGUUAUUGAGCUUGAAAAAUAGAGUAAGAAUAGUGGCCGAAGCCGGGCAAGGUUUGGAGUAUUUGCACAAUGGAUGUAAACCACCGAUGGUUCACAGAGACAUAAAGACUUCGAACAUUCUCUUAGACGAAAACCUUUUGGCAAAAGUUGCUGAUUUCGGUCUCUCCAAAUCUUUUGACCAUGAAAGCAAUAGCCAUACCUCGACGGCUGUUGUCGGCACACAUGGAUACCUCGAUCCCGAGUAUCGUCAGACCGGUUGGUUAACAGAGAAGAGUGAUGUGUAUAGUUUCGGGGUUGUUGUUUUGGAGAUACUCACAAGCCAGCCUGUUAUUGAGGACACGAGGGAGGGUAACCAUAUCACGGAAUGGGUCCAGAACAUGCUCGUGAAAGGCGACGUUAGAGAAAUCGUGGAUCCGAGGUUGGGAAGAGAUAUUAGCGCUGCUUCAGUUUGGAGAGUAAUCGAAAUGGCAAUGGCUUGUGUGAACCCUUCACCGAGGCAAAGACCGAACAUGGGACAGGUCGUAGCCCAACUCAAGGAGUGUUUAGCCUCCGAACACAACAAUGGUUCUAUCGAUGUGAGUUUGGUUUUGUCAGAUGAGUUCACUCCCAUCGCGAGAUAGUGUUGGAUGUAGAGAGGGUAUAUGUGUAGUCUUAUAUAAUUAUAUUAGGUCAAAUACACUUGUAUAAAUAUGCCAAUGAUGUUUUUUUGGAUAAAAGGCUGUUUUUUAUAUAUUAAAAAAAGUUUACAAGUGGCCA
Molecule: messenger RNA, 2885 nt
Organism: Tarenaya hassleriana
Lineage: Eukaryota; Viridiplantae; Streptophyta; Magnoliopsida; Brassicales; Cleomaceae
Product: probable LRR receptor-like serine/threonine-protein kinase At1g51820
Exons: 13
Coding region: 131-2749 (872 amino acids)
Biological process (GO): protein phosphorylation
Molecular function (GO): protein binding; ATP binding; protein kinase activity
Source: RefSeq, a predicted model, not a curated record